Messenger RNA from Chilo suppressalis (striped riceborer), 766 nucleotides. NCBI's taxonomy places the organism in Eukaryota, Metazoa, Arthropoda, Insecta, Lepidoptera, Crambidae. The record is from the annotation of a GenBank genome assembly.
CCUCACACAUACAGAAUGACGUUUUAGUUCGUGUUUAAAUACUACUCUUUGGUUCGUGUUCGUAAACCGAUAAGGAAGGAAUGACAAAAAAACAUUUUAAAUUGUUUUAUUAGAUACUAUUUUUUUUCUAUUUGUAUAUAUUUUACAAUGACUGAGAUAACAUGGCCCUGGCAGUAUAACUUUCCACCGUUUUUCACUAUACAACCUCACGCAGAGACAAGAGCGAAGCAAUUAGAAGCAUGGCAGCAACUCAUAGUUGAAUACCUUAAAGCCACCAGACAAUCUACAGUAGACGUAAGAGAAACGCAAAAUAAUCCACUGUUCAAUAACACUGCAAUAAAUAGGAAGUUGUCACAAGAAGCUGUUCUAACAAUCUUAGAAGAUAUGGCACGUACUGGCAGGGCUGCUCCUACUGAUAAAAGUAAAAAUGUAUGGGAGGUGUACUGGCAUUCCUUGGAUGAAUGGGGCAAUAUGGUCUACAAUUGGGCUUGCAGUAAUGGCCUAAAUAAUUCAGUUUGUACCCUAUUUGAACUUCGGGAAGGUGAAAACACAGUUGAUGAAGAAUUUCAUGGCUUGGAUAUGAAUGUGCUAUUGAAGGCUCUAAAGGCAUUAGAGAUUAAAGGCAAGUGUGAAUUGAUGGAGUUUGAUGACAAUCAGGGUGUGAAGUUCUUCUAAGUAAAAAUAGGUUUAAUUAUAAUUUGAGUCAGGAAAAUGAAGUCUGUAGGUCACUCUUUUUGGUUACUUACUUGGUUUUUAGUUUGCCGGC